AUGGGUAAACCAGUGGGACUGCAGGGGGUGCAGGUGACGGUGUGCUCCCAGUUGGGUGCGCCAAGCAACAGGGGUGUCUUUCAGGACGGAGAUGUGAUUAUCGGUGGACUCUUUAGUUUGCAUUACAUACCUUCAGCUGUAGAACAGGACUACACCAGACUGCCACAUUAUGAACCUUGUAGCGGUUUAGAUUUACAAGCACUAAAAUAUAUGUAUGCUAUGGCAUUUGCCGUGGAGGAAAUAAAUCAAAACAGUGCUCUGCUACCAGGAAUAAAACUAGGUUAUCAUAUACUUGAUAGCUGCGGCCGAUACCCCUGGGCUCUGCAAAGUGCUCUCUCACUGGUUGGAGGAGACAAUUUAUUUAUCCAAUCAUCAGGCGUUCAGCCUGUUCCUUUACUCAUUGGAGGUCACGCAUCUACAACAGGAGUGAUACUGUCUAGGAUCCUAGGGCCUCUCUCUGUACCAGUUAUCAGCUAUUUGGCUAGCUGCCCCUGUCUUAGUGACAGGUCGAACUUUCCUAACUUCUUCAGAACAAUCCCCAGUGAUAUCUACCAAGCUCGGACCAUGGCACAACUGGCCAUACGCCUCAACUGGACUUGGAUUGGAGCUGUGCUUGCGAACAAUGAUUAUGGUCAAAAGGCAAUACAGGUAUUUCAGGAAGAGAUUAAGGGGAAAAGGGUGUGUUUAGAAUUCAUUGAGACUGUUCACAGAGAAACUAUUGUGAGUGAUGCCAGACGGGUGGCGCUUACGAUCCAGUCUUCAACUGCAACUGUGAUUCUGAUCUUUUGCUGGUAUACAGAUGUACAGAAAAUAUUUGUGGAACUUGCCAAGAGAAAUGUGACUGGCAGACAGUUUCUGGCCAGUGAGGCCUGGAGUACCAGUGACGAUCUUCUUCAAGAUAUUACAAUCUCUAAGGUGGCAAGUGGGGUUCUUGGUGUUGCCAUUCGGAGUUCAACAAUACCUGGAUUUGAAAAUUAUCUAAAAAAGUUGAGCCCAUCUCAUCAUCCUGAUGAUGAAUUUCUGAGAGAAUUUUCGGAAAAGGAGUUUAGAUGCACUUCUAUACCACCCUGCAGUGGGACAGAGUCCAUAAAUGAAGUGCAGCAUUUCUUUAGCGACAUCACCCAGCUAAGAGUAGUGUAUAAUGUCUACCUUGCUGUUUAUGCUGCAGCCCACGCCCUUCACAGCCUACUCUCCUGCCCCAGUGGAAAAAUCCCUCCUCAAAACAACAUCUCUUCUUGUUCCUCUCCAAAACACAUCAGAACUGUAGAGCUAUUGCGACACUUAAACACAGUGAAUCUCACAACACCACAAGGAGAAGUGUUUUAUUUCCAAGGAGGUGACCCCCGAGCAAAGUAUGACCUUGUGAACUGGCAGAACACACCCAAGGGGACGCUAAAACUUGUUGUGGUCGGUCAUGUAGAUGGUUUUGACCUCCACCUUAAUGAGUCAGCUAUUCAGUGGAGCACAGGAUCAAAUCAGGUGCCUGAUUCAGUGUGCAGUAAAAGCUGUCGCCCAGGUACACGGAUGGCAGAUAGGAAAGGGGAACCUGUCUGCUGUUUUGACUGUAUCCCAUGUGCUGAAGGGAAGAUUAGCAAUAAAACUGAUUCACUUCAGUGUGAGCAGUGUCCGUCUGAGUUCUGGUCUAAUGCUGAAAGAAUUGCCUGCAUCCCUCGCCAGCUGGACUUUCUUUCCUUUAAUGAAACUUUGGGCAUUACUCUCACGACAGCAGCUGUGUCUGGUGUCAGUGUGACAACCGCUGUCUUUGUCGUGUUUCUAUUCUACCGUCAAACACCUAUGGUACGAGCCAACAAUUCAGAGCUGAGCUUCCUCCUUCUUCUGUCACUCAAGCUCUGCUUCCUGUGCUCGCUUGUGUUCAUUGGCCACCCGUCGGUCUGGUCCUGCCGGUUCCAGCAGGCUGCAUUUGGGAUCAGCUUUGUGCUUUGUGUUUCUUGCCUCCUGGUAAAAACCAUUGUGGUUCUGGCUGUUUUCCGCUCAGCUCGGCCUGGUGCUGAAACUUUAAUGAAGUGGUUUGGCCCAGGCCAACAGAGAGGAAGUGUCUGCUUCUUUACCUGUAUACAGGUUAUCAUCUGCGUUAUAUGGCUCUCUCUCAGUCCCCCUAGGCCUCAAAGUGAUUUUGGUUUUCAAGGGUCAAAGGUCACCUUGGAGUGCACCAUGGAGUCUGUCGUAGGCUUCUCCCUUGUCCUAGGCUACAUUGGCCUGCUGGCCUGUACCUGCCUCCUCUUGGCAUUUCUUGCUCGUAAACUUCCAGACAACUUCAAUGAGGCCAAACUCAUCACCUUCAGCAUGCUGAUUUUCUGCGCUGUUUGGGUGUCCUUUGUGCCUGCCUACAUUAGCUCUCCGGGGAAGUAUGUUGUUGCUGUGGAAGUUUUUGCAAUACUUGCCUCUAGCUAUGGUUUACUGCUUUGCAUUUUUGCCCCCAAAUGUUUCAUUAUUCUUUUGAGGCCUGAGAAGAACACAAAGAAACAUCUUAUGGCUCGAUAG
This is a messenger RNA of Neolamprologus brichardi, 2502 nucleotides long. The record is from RefSeq and is a predicted model, not a curated record. NCBI's taxonomy places the organism in Eukaryota, Metazoa, Chordata, Actinopteri, Cichliformes, Cichlidae.